CCAAUGUUCAAACUAAUCAAUCAGUUACCGUAGACAAUUCCACCUACCUUACCUUUUCAGAUCAACCAACCGAAGAAUAAUCACCCUAUAGAUCAGUAGCAUCUCCAAUUCCAAUAUAUAUCUUUAUAUCGCUUAAUUUGUUCUACAAGAAUCCACCAUGGAAGUAAAAGGAGCAGCACAUGUACAGUGGAGCUCUAUUAUAGUUCCUUCUGUUCAAGAGAUGGUUAAGGAGAAGAUUAUCACGACCGUUCCUUCCAGGUAUGUCCGGUCUGAUCAAGACAAAACUGACGUAGUCGAUGACUCGGGUCGUCUCAGUACCGAGAUCCCAAUCAUCGACAUGAAGCGGCUAUGUUCAUCGACCGCCAUGGAUUCUGAAGUUGAGAAACUCGACUUCGCUUGCAAAGAGUGGGGAUUUUUCCAACUUGUAAACCAUGGAAUAGACCCAGAUUUCUUGGACAAAACAAAGUCGGAGAUUCAUGAUUUUUUCAACCUUCCCAUGGAAGAAAAGAAGAAGUUCUGGCAGCAACCAAAUGAGAUUGAAGGCUUCGGACAAGCUUUUGUGGUUUCAGAAGAACAGAAACUAGAUUGGGCAGACUUGUUCUUCCAUACAGUGAAACCUGUUGAAAUACGGAGGCCUCACUUGGUCCCCAAGCUACCUCUUCCCUUUAGAGAUACAUUGGAGACAUAUUCUACUGAAGUGCAGAGCAUAGCAAAGAUCUUAAUAGCCAAAAUGGCAAAAGCCCUAGAGAUCAGACCAGAGGAAAUGGAAAAGUUGUUUGAUGAUGUUGAUUCAGCUCAAAGUAUGAGGAUGAAUUACUACCCACCAUGUCCACAACCCGAUCAGGUUAUCGGUGUAACUCCACAUUCUGAUUCGGUUGGACUCACCAUACUGAUGCAGGUGAAUGAAGUUGAAGGUCUCCAAAUCAAGAAAGAUGGGAAAUGGGUUCCUGUUAAACCUCUCCCAAAUUCUUUCAUUGUCAAUAUUGGAGACGUUUUAGAGAUCAUAACGAAUGGGACAUAUCGAAGCAUUGAGCAUCGGGGAGUAGUGAAUGCAGAGAAAGAGAGGCUCUCUAUUGCAACCUUUCACAACCCGGGAAUGUAUAAAGAAGUUGGUCCAGCGAAAAGCCUCGUUGAAAGGCAAAAGGUUGCAAAAUUCAGAAGGCUGACAAUGAAAGAGUACAUGGAUGGCUUGUUCUCUCGUACGCUCGAUGGAAAAGCUUAUCUCGAUGCUUUGAGAAUCUAAAAUGGAAGCAAUGCCAUGUGGCCCAAUAAACUUUUUCAUAGAUCUAUUAUGUUUUCUUAUUUUCUACAAUAGGCAAUCUCUCUAAUCUUUACCUCAUCUCAUAUUGCUUCACAUCAUAUAAAGACAAAAAUUCUCCAGUUGAGAAUGUUAUUACGUACAUAUUGCUACAAUAAGACAACAAGCUUGCUCUGAUAUA
Messenger RNA from Camelina sativa (false flax), 1439 nucleotides. RefSeq names its product protein SRG1. Lineage: Eukaryota; Viridiplantae; Streptophyta; Magnoliopsida; Brassicales; Brassicaceae. The record is from RefSeq and is a predicted model, not a curated record.